Messenger RNA from Chrysoperla carnea, 1388 nucleotides. RefSeq names its product RYamide receptor-like. The record is from RefSeq and is a predicted model, not a curated record. The transcript has 9 exons. NCBI's taxonomy places the organism in Eukaryota, Metazoa, Arthropoda, Insecta, Neuroptera, Chrysopidae. Bases 114 to 1388 code for a protein of 424 amino acids. Gene Ontology annotation, cellular component: membrane. Gene Ontology annotation, biological process: G protein-coupled receptor signaling pathway. Gene Ontology annotation, molecular function: neuropeptide Y receptor activity.
AAUUUUUUUGUUUUCAUGUCCAUUAACUGGUCUAUUAAACAAUUUUUUUCGAUGAAUCAAAUAUUAUUUUUUGAAAAAAAAUGUCAAUUGGACAUCAUCAAAUUUAAAGCAUAAUGACAUCUAAAGAUGAUAAUAAUACUUCUACCACAACAACAACCCCAUCAAUAAAUACCCCAUCAUCAGUAGUAAAUACCACAAUAGCAACACAACAAUUAUUAUUUUUAGAACCAGAAUUAUGUUUCCUUGAAUAUGAUAAUGGUACAUUAUAUCAAACAAAUGUAACAAAUGAUUGUUUACCAGAUCAUGACUUAUAUGAUGUAGAACUAGGACCAAUAUUAUUUUUAUCACUAUUAUAUGGUUCAAUAGCAAUUAUAUCAGUGAUUGGUAAUACAUUAGUCAUAUGGAUUAUAAAAACUUCAAGACAAAUGCAAAAUGUUACAAAUUUUUUUAUUGCAAAUUUAGCAUUUGCUGAUAUAUUAAUCGGUAUGUUUACAACACCGUUUGAGUUUCAAGCAGCACUAUUACAAAAAUGGAAUUUACCACACUUUAUGUGUGCAUUUUGCCCAUUUAUACAAAUUUUAUCUGUGAAUGUAAGUGUAUUUACAUUAGCUGCAAUUGCAAUCGAUCGAUAUCGUGCAAUAUUAUCUCCGUUUAAACAAAAACCUUCAAAACAAUUAGCGAAAUUAAUUAUAUUAAGUAUAUGGAUUGUUUCAUUAAUUUUAGCUACACCGUUCGCUUAUGCAUUACGUGUAACUAUAUCAAAAUAUAAAGAUGGUAAUAACAUAGUGGCAGUACCAUUUUGUAAUAAUGUAAAUUUAAAUGAAGAUGAAAUGAAAUUAUAUCGCAAUAUUUUGGUAGUAUUACAAUAUGUAAUACCAUUUAGUAUAAUAUCAUUUGCUUAUAUACGUAUUGCCAUAUUUUUAUGGGGUUCACAUGUACCAGGCAAUGCACAAGAUAGUCGUGAUGCAACCAUCUUACGUAAUAAGAAAAAGGUAAUAAAAAUGUUAGUGAUUGUCGUCGUUACAUUUGGACUAUGUUGGUUCCCUUUACAGUUUUACAAUGUAAUUGCACAUCUUUGCCCAGAAAUUAAUGAAUAUCAUUAUAUAAAUAUAAUUUGGUUUUGUUGUGAUUGGUUAGCAAUGAGUAAUAGCUGCUACAAUCCGUUUAUUUAUGGUAUUUAUAAUGAAAAAUUUAAAAAAGAAUUUCAACGUCGCAUAAAAUUGCAUAAGGAUUCAUCAAAUCGUAAAUCCUUUAUGACACCAGUUUCAUCAUUUAAAAAUAAAUCAUCUGCACAGCAUACAAUGGUUACAUCAACAGCAACGAAUUCUGUAUUUUAUUAUUCAAUACCACAAGCUGUUAUAAAUAUUGAAUGUACUGAAAAAUUAUAA